Molecule: messenger RNA, 8366 nt
Organism: Melanotaenia boesemani (Boeseman's rainbowfish)
Lineage: Eukaryota; Metazoa; Chordata; Actinopteri; Atheriniformes; Melanotaeniidae
Exons: 22
Coding region: 354-5522 (1722 amino acids)
Biological process (GO): heart development; regulation of gene expression
Cellular component (GO): MLL3/4 complex
Molecular function (GO): chromatin DNA binding; histone H3K27me2/H3K27me3 demethylase activity; RNA polymerase II cis-regulatory region sequence-specific DNA binding
Source: RefSeq, a predicted model, not a curated record
CAGCAUCAGAGUGGAGUGGAAACAGGAAGAGGAGGCGAGGGGGAGAAAGGAGACAGAGGAGAGGAUCGGGUGAGACAAGGUGGCGAGGAGUGACAGGGAGGAAAAGGGGAGCAGAGGGCUGCCUGGACCAAAGACAAAAAAAAAAGAAAAAAAAAAGAAGACAGGAGCUAGCAGCUAUUUAAAGGUAUCUGAGACUGCACCGGUCUGCUGCCUUGCUAUUCCUGACUGAUAGAUCAACGAGUUUGGACCACAAAGUCUGUCUCCCCCUUCUGUCUCAGUAGUCGCUGCAAGACUGCCACUUGCUCUCAGGUGUGAAGAGGAGGGCCUCCCAAACACAGACCAAGACUGGCUGCAUGUAUCACCCAGCAGAGCUUUACUCUGGCCGAAACACAUGGGACUCCUAUCCAGUUGGAGGACCAAACAGAGGACAAUGGGCACCUUUAAAUGGUCGCCCCUGGAGCCACACACAAAGAUACCAAGAAGGGCGCAAUCAAUCGCAUCAUUCACCAUCAAGUCGUCUUUAUAAUAGAGGGGACAGAACAGUCAACCAUGUUCAUGACAAGGGCAUGUCAACGGGACACCGGCAGCUGCACCGAAUUUGGGAUAAUAAAGAGCGUCAGUUUGAGGCCCAGAACUGGCAUCAUAACACCACACGCUCGUUCAACAACCCAACUAGCACCAGCAACAGUUACCUAGCGGGACCCGGACAGCACUUGGGACAGCAAUGGAACAACAACUUUGGGGGUCCUCGUCUGAAUCGCAACAACAGGGAACUGCAGCCCCCGCCGGACCGAUGGGCGUCCUCUGACUGCCGCAGGAGCUUCCCUGGCAAAAUGGCAAACAGCAGAGAAGAACCGUGGAAACGGCCAGCCAUCCACCAGCGGCGAGAGCAACUGCACCAGCACAGCCCUCCCCAACAGCACCUAAUAUCUCAGAGGGAUGCAUGUCCUGCGACGAGGAGACGAGACUUGGGCCCUGAUCAGUCGUCUCAUCCUGGAUCAAGGCAUUUACCUUUACUUGCCCCAUCGCCAUCUCGACACCAUCGCUGCAACCAAGAUGACUGGCAGACUCUUAAUGACAGGACAGGUCCUCGCCAUCAAUCUGACCACAGGACCUCAAUAACACAACAACAAGAAACCUCUCAACUGCGAGCUGGAGGCCAUGGCUUCGGUAACUCGGAACCUCUAAACCAGAGCUGCGGCAGCAGACCACCACAUCACGGUAACAGAGGGAGGGUCGAACGUAAAAUCUCGGCUUCACCAGCAGACCACACCCGUGUGCCUUACAGCCAGCAAAACCAUCAUUACCACCAUCAACGGGACCCAAAUCACCCCAGAGCACCACAGCACAACACCCCAGCAUACCCCGUUGAGGAAAAGGACUUACGGAGUCAUCACCACAAACAAAGCACAGAAACUCAGCGCUCUCAUCUAAAAGGAAAUUCAAGGGAUUCAGUCCUUUGCAAGAGUCCUGCUACAGACUCUCCUCCCUUUUCACCCGAUUAUUGCAGUCUUAAAAAUGUAGGUUUCACCUUCGGCCGUCCAGGUGCUCCAUCCAGUCCCUCUUCAUACACCACGGCCAGUGGCAGAAAAGAUUCAGCAGACAUUCAGCCAUGCUGUCCAACCUUCAGUGAACAGCAGAAACUCAAAACAAGCCCCAGUCAUGCUACGAGAUCUUGCCUGACAUCCACCCCACCUCUUACAUCACACACCUCAAAAUCCAGGUUUUCAGAUCCCAAACACAGAAAGAACUCCAUCUGUUCACGACAGUCUCCCCUCACCAAAUCGAGAGCGAACAUGCCUGGGAAGGAGUUAGAGGAACUGAAAAAACCUGAGCACAAACAAAAAAGUAAGCUGAUGAAAAGGAAGAGAAAGAAUGAUGCCGAAAAAGCAAAAGAUGAGGAUAGGAAAAGGAGGAAGAAAAAAGAGGAAAGAAGGCUAGGUGAGAAGAAGAGAAAGAGGGAUAAAUCAAUUAAGAAGAAAAGAAAACUAGGAUUGAAAACUAAAGUCCAAAAAAAGGAAAAGUUUUCUUCCAUUUCUGCUCCCUCCUGUCCAGAAGAGGCCAAAAUUAAUCAAAUGGAAACUACAUCUUCAUCCCAAGAUAGUUUAAAAAAGGCACCCCCAAAACACAAACACAGGGAGAAGACUAAACAAACAGGGAGGACAUCAGACUGGCCAUCCACUGAAAUGCCUCACCCCAGCUGUGCUUCGCAGCAUCUAUCCUCAAAACAUGAAAAAAUACCUGAAAGUUAUAGCAGUUCUCCAGAACUCCCAGUUAAGGAACAGCCCGCCAGCCCCAACCAGACCAGCAAUGUCACAUCGCUUUCAGAAGAUGGACCAAAAGUGAAGUCUGAUGACAUAUUUCCUUCUCUCAUAUGUAAGGUCGUAUCACCUUUUAGUACCACGUGUUCUGUUAGCUUAGAGCAGCUCGUUAACAGCCAAGAAGGAGGGCACGGAGGAGUUCUCAGUGCCCCAGACCUUCAGCCUGUGGCCGUGCUGGGAAAUUUGAUGGAAACGGGGGACAACCUUGCCAACACUCCUCCUGUCCUCAGCUGGCAGGGGUCUCCUGUGUCAGAUCUUGAAGAUGAGGAAGAGCUUGAAAAGGGUGUAAUACAUAGACCUGUCCUCCAACCCAGCCCCACCCAGUGCUUUUCACCUCCUCCUGUAGACAGUGAAACAAAUGAUGCUAUGGAUAAGGAGCUUUGUGAUGGAGCGUCUGAUGGUUAUUCCCACAACGGCACAUCUGAAAUCUGUGAUCAACCGGAUAAAGAAAUUGCCAAGGAGAGAAAUGAAGAAGAGGUGAACAGCAGUGGGAAAACAUCUGACUUACUUCUCAGUGAGCUCCACCAUCAUAAAACCGAUUUGGACGAUGUCUUCAAGAGUCUCGCCACCUUCCUUGAAGGGCAGAGGGUUACGUGUCGCGGCGGCCCGUUUGGUGGGGCUGCCACAAAAGGAGCAAAGUACUCAUCUUCUCUUGCAGUGGUGCCAGAAAUUCGCAGUGAUGAGAAUCAAGAUCUUCUCCUUAAAUCAGCUCCUAUGGCAUCCUCUGAAUCCAAUAAUCAAUCACCAACUCACACUACCUCAGAUUCACUUCUAAAACUCCACAGUUUGUCAUAUCCAAGUGAGGCUGCCACUAACGCCAAAGUGCAGGAUAAACGGAAAGAAGCUGAGAGUGAUGUAAAACAGAAACAAGAGGGGAAGGAUGCCAAAAUCCUCCUGGAGAGAACAAACCCAUCUCUUUUAGAGGGAUCGCUGAGUGCAGAGCUGACCGUGACCACAGCACAUACAGCCUCUUUCACCAGUGUCAUUUCUGUCACUACUAAGGAGGACAGAGGAAACAGCAAAGAGACAGAGCACACAAAUAGAAACAGAAAGAGAAAACUUAAGGAUAAAGGUGUAGGAAGUAAGACAGAGAUCAAAACUAAGAUUAAGAGAGACGACAACAAGGGUAAAAGUAAAGCUAAUAAAAUCAAGGAUUUGAAAAAGAGGAAUGUUUCAAUCUCUGUCUCAGUCAACUCCAGAAGCUGUCCCAGACCCCUCACAGACAGUUUGAAGGGCCAGAUUUCUCAGGAAAAUCAAGACAUCAAGAGAGAAUCAUUAGACAUAAAGAGAACAACAGAUAACAAGGUGGAAGUGAGCGAGUUAAAAAAUAACUCAACCUUGGACACCAACACCUCAAAUAUAGUCUCAGCUGCAACAAUCACUACAUCCAAGUCAGGUGCUCCCACACCAGCAAGCAAAUCCCCCUGCUCACAAGUUCCAGUGGAUCCACUAAAAGUGAAAGCGUCUGUGAGCUUAUGUAAGGAGCUUAAGAUUGUCUUGGUUAGAAUGGACACUGCUGGAAGGCAAACGUUUAACAUAUCAGAGCUGGUGGGGAAAAAAAUCCCACUUUCCAAGAUCAACAUCCAAAACACAGCCACUGAAGUGAUCAGAGCAUGCAAGGGGACAAGGUUAAACAGGAAGUUCAAGGAGUCAUACCUGCUUCCUGCCUUCUCUGUUAAACCCAACAUUGGCAUAGAGACCCUUAUUCCUCGGGAAAAGCUGAACCCACCCACACCAAGCAUUUAUUUGGAAAGUAAGAGGGACGCCUUCUCUCCAGUUCUGCUUCAGUUCUGCACUGAUCCCAAAAAUGCUGUUACAGUCAUCCGAGGCCUGGCUGGGUCUCUCCGCCUUAACCUUGGUUUGUUCUCCACCAAAUCUCUGGUUGAGGCCAAUUCAGACCAUGCCGUGGAAGUGAGGACUCAGGUGCAGCAGCCCGCAGAUGAGAACUGGAAUUCAAAUGGCUCAUUGCAGACGUGGCCAUGUGAAAGCAGCCGCUCACACACCACCAUCGGCAAAUACGCCCAGUAUCAAGCCUCCAGCUUCCAGGAAAGUCUGCAGGAGGAGAAAGAGAGUGACAAUGAGGAGGAAGAAGACGAGACUUCAGACUCAUCAGCUGCCACAAAAGCAGCUCUGACGUUCACUAAUGGUAAAGUCAGUCCCACCUCAACAGCAAACAAAACCAGCUCCGAUCCUGCCCUCAGCAAAGACAUGACCAGCCUGGACCCAAAAACAGCCAAAAAGAUCAUUAAAUUCGGGACCAACAUUGAUCUCUCUGACCCUAAAAGGUGGAAGCCCCAGCUGCAGGAACUGCUGAAGCUACCAUCUUUCAUGCGAGUGGAAUCCAGCAACAACAUGCUCAGUCUUGUUGGUCACACCAUCCUGGGCAUGAACUCUGUCCAGCUCUAUAUGAAGGUGCCAGGAAGCCGUACACCAGGUCAUCAAGAAAACAACAACUUUUGCUCUGUCAACAUCAACAUUGGUCCUGGUGACUGCGAGUGGUUUGCAGUCCAUGAACACUACUGGGAAGCUAUCAACAAAUUCUGUGAUAAACAUGGAGUAGACUACCUUACGGGGUCCUGGUGGCCAGUCCUGGAGGACCUCUACAGUUCCAACAUCCCUGUGUACCGCUUCAUUCAGAGACCGGGGGACCUGGUGUGGAUUAAUGCAGGGACUGUUCACUGGGUUCAGGCUGUGGGCUGGUGCAACAACAUUGCCUGGAAUGUGGGACCACUGAACUCUUAUCAAUAUCAACUCGCCCUGGAGCGAUUUGAGUGGAAUGAGAUGAAGAAGGUCAAGUCAAUAGUUCCUAUGAUACAUGUUUCAUGGAAUGUGGCCCGCACCAUCAAAAUCACAGAUGAGGAGACCUUUAAGAUGAUCAAACACUGCCUGAUGCAGUCCAUCAAGCACAUCCAGAUUCUGAGAGACCAGCUGGUGGCUGCUGGAAAGAAAAUCUGUUACCAGGGCCGCGUGAAGGACGAGCCAGCCUACUACUGCAAUGAGUGUGAUAUGGAGGUGUUUGACCUGCUGUUUGUGACCAGUGAGCACGGCUGUAAGAAAACCUAUGUCGUACACUGUGAGGACUGUGCCAGGGCUAAGAGCUCAAUGCUGGAGGGGAUGGUGGUGCUGGAACAGUACAGAAUGGAAGAGCUGAUGAGGACCUAUGACAGUUUUGUGCUGACUCCAUCACCUUUUUCAAAGUGAGGACUCCACCACUCACGUCUUUCAGCCAUAACCAAAACUCUAAUGGCAGCACAAAUUUUGUCUUCAAGGCAAACUGCUCCUGCAAACACUUUCUCAAUCAGCCAAUCACGUUUACUUGGUCUUGUUUACAUCACACAAAAAGGUAUGGAUACUCAGCCAAUCCAACUACACCGCACUGUCUUCCCCAUACCAGCUGCAGAUUGGACGUGUGUUUUGAAAUAGAAUGACUAGACUGGUUUCUUCUCACGAAAAGCAUUUUAGGCAAGUUAAAAGAAAAAAAAACACAAUGUGAGCACUGUUAGCACUGAAAAUCAGGUUCUCUAUGUUCAACGGACACUGCUGUGAUUUAAAAGCGUCAAGUAGCCGGUUCUGUGUAUUGAUUCAGGUACUUUUAUGCAAAUUCAGUAACUCUUUUUUUCUUUUUUAUUUCUUUUUACACCAAUCUAGUUAUUCUAUAUGUCCAUGAAUUUGCUGUGAUUCUAUUGUACCAGCAGGGGAGUCACUUCACAGGAGAAGUAGCUGAUUGUCACAUUGGGUAUCAUAUUGGUUCCUGUUUAUGUUUGGUAUUCAGGUAAACUCUGACAUUUGUAAUUCCUGUCUGUAAACUCUUUGAGGUGCUAUUCCAAUCUUACUUAUUCUCCUUAGAUACUUAAAAAGUUUUACCAGCCUAGAAGUACACCACAUUGGCCUUGUGAACUGUAUUUAGAGGAGAGGUAAUUAGAUGAUUAAACACACACAUACGGUUUUAUGUAAGUAUUGGAAAAGGAGUCAAAAUUUUUUGUCAGUUUAUCUAAAAUACGGGUUUACUAGAGAACUAGUAUGGUUUCAUUCUUAUUUGGAAAUUAAAGUGUGUAAAGGAAAUUUGACUUUUUUUGUGCUGGCUUUUUCACAAGUCCUGUAAAAUGGUGAUUAAUGUAGUUUGUAUAAUACACCAAGAAAACAGACAUACAGUAGUGUCGUUUUCACUUUUGGAAUGGGAAAAAUCCCAGUUUUAUACCUCUUUUGUUGCAAUGUUCUUGUUUCUAGAUGACAGAGAAAAUAAAUACUUGUAAAUUGUGAAUGAAUUUAUGAAAUACACAGUGGUGUGCAUAGACAGGGUGCAGAGAAAGAUAAUGGGGGAUUCAUUGAAGUGCCCCAUGAAAUCACACAUGCAAAGAUGUAGGCAAUCAUAAGCUAAUGCAAAAAUUAAAAAAAAAAAAAGAAAACACAAAGCAGGCUGUAGAGCAUUUCACCAUCUCCAUUCUGUAAACAAACAUCUGUCCGGGGGGAGUUCAGCUUCACACACUGCCAUGGGAUUCACGUACUGUAUUCUUAAGACUGAGAUGAUGAAGAGCACAUGAACACAUAAGGAAGGUGCACGUUUCAUCUAUAGCUGUUCACCAUUAAUUAUGUCUUUAUAUUUGAACCACAAAUGUAUUUGGAUGUAAACUUUUCUCAUUAUUAGGUUGUGUUUUGCAUUUGUGCUUUUUCUUUUGUCUCGAAAAAGGUUAAAAUACAAACCUAACUAAUAACAUUAAUGCAGCUAUUUUCCAAUAAGAAAUUUUCACCUCUUUCUUUAAUGUAAUAAAACCAAGAAGCACACCAUGCAGGAUGUUUUAUACUGUAAAACUCAGCUUGCUGGUGCUCUCAUUGAUGUAAUGGUGUGUUUCUAAGUAACCUCAUUUGCAUACAUUCGCUUAUAGUUCAUUUUGUGCAGUAACUACUUUGAAGUACCGUCAAUAGCUCGUAUUACACAGAAUGUCUCUAUUACUCACUGGUUUGUGGUCACAAUUUGAAUGGCAGGUUGGUCACUGUUAUAUAGUUGUUACAUAUAUUUAACACCCCUGUCUCCCCCCCAAAAUGACAAGUUUAGGGUCCCACCUCUGCACUCAUUAGUCUGUGCACACCAUUUCAUGUACAUACUGUAUCUGUUUCAGGUUUAUUAGAAGACUUAUGUCAUUUUGUUCUCAAUGAAAAAUCUAAUUUGUGGAGGUCAUUGUUUGGUUUUCUUUUGUUUUUGUUAUUGCUUUAUAUUUUAUAACAUGCAGAAAAUAUCCUCUCUCUCUCUCUCUCUCUCUCUAGUUUCAGUUACUGCAAUGGGAACUUCUUCCCACUUUUAUACCUCUUUUUGUUGUCAGUUUCUGUUUUUUGGAUCAUGGAGAAAUGGAAAAUUGUAAAUGGUGACAUUAUUUAUACUGUAAAUGGUUGUUUUCUUAUAAUAUUUAUUGCAUAUCAAAAGAGGCUUCAUUUGAUAAGGGGCUACAAGGUAUUUUAAAAGUGUAGUAUGGUCAUAGUGUAUGGAUAGGGGAAGUGCAAUCGGGGGGGGUGGUUGAAUAUUCAUGGUGCUAGACCCCUCCUUGCCUCAAUGCCCCCUCAUUAAACAGCAUAUAAUGAUGUACAAGAUACAACUCAGACCAACCAUUUGGUGCUUAGAACCAUUUCAACACAGUUUACUGCUAACAGAAAUGGAAUGAUGUCUUUGUACUGUAUUUAACAGAUAAAUACAAGUUUGUUCUUUUUUUACCUUUUUGUUCUUUCCAUUGUAUGAAAUUCAUAAUCUUGUGGCAUUAGUGGUUUCAUGAUGAGCAUUAGCUGUAGUUGUAAUUCUUGACACUUUUGCAGAGAUUCAUAGGGAUGUGACUUUUAAUGGCGUCAAGGUUUCUUGUGUCUUGUCCUCAUUAGUAUUAUUGGAGGAUGUAAUAAUGCUCUUUUUUUCCCUUUUGACUUGUUUGAUUAAUGCUGCACUUGUUUCCAAAAGAACUCACGUAGAAGAAAACCUGAGCCAGACCUGUCUUAAAUCCCUCUGUGAUUUUUCUGUGACAUUGUAUUGCUGUUCAAGAAAAAUAAAAAUGUUUUGAUAAAUUA